AUGGCACCCAAACUGGUCUUUCCGCUGAGUAUAUCAGGCUACUCAGUUCUUCCCAUAGAUCUCCCACCAAUGCCUUCAUUUCAAAGCUCUGCGACGCACUACAUCUACCUCCGUCCACACGAACCCCGAGUCCCCGACGCAGACUCCGCCCGCUCGCUUUUCGUUGUAAAUGUUCCAGUAACCGCCACAGAAACGCAUCUGCGACAUUUGUUUGGCGCUCAAUUAUCCUCCGGUCGAGUUGAGCGGGUUGAAUUCCACGACACGGCCGUCAAAAAACCACCAACCAUCACCGUCACCCCCACCCCCGUCACCAACGCCAAGAAACGAAAACGCGAUAGCACCGAAGAGUUACAAGUAGAGCUAGACACAAUAGAGCUCCCACGAACAUGGGAUCGUGAGCUGCAUCCCAGCGGCGCACACGCCGUUGUCAUCUUCGUCGACCGUCCCAGCAUGGAAGCCAGUCUCAAGGCGGCGAAAAGGGCGGCGAAAAAUCGCACCAAGCUCGUCUGGGGCCAGGGCAUAGAUGACCGCCGGUUCCCCGCCCUAGGAAUCCAGCGGUACAAAGCCCAUAACAAACUACGAUAUCCCGCACGCGCUGAGCUGCUGCGCACCGUUAACAAUUACAUGAGUAUAUUUGGCAGGUUUGAGGAGGCGCGUGCGCGCGAGGCGGCGAAGGGCGCUGAGGUGCCUGAUGACGAUGGCUUUGUGACGGUUACGAGGGGGCCGAAGACUGAUUCUGUAGCCAGGGAGGAGGAGAUGAGGGCCCUGGCGGAGAAGCAUAAGGAGAAGACUAAGGGGCUGGGGGACUUUUAUCGGUUCCAGACGCGGGAGAAGAGGAAGGAGAGGCAGACGGAGUUGUUGCGGAAGUUUGAGGAGGAUAAGAGGAAGGUGGAAGAUAUGAGGCGGAGGAGGGGGAAGGUUAGGCCUGAGUAA
Messenger RNA from Blastomyces dermatitidis ER-3, 933 nucleotides. RefSeq names its product meiotic recombination protein DMC1. Bases 1 to 933 code for a protein of 310 amino acids. Gene Ontology annotation, cellular component: UTP-C complex; CURI complex. The transcript is spliced from 2 exons. Gene Ontology annotation, biological process: ribosomal small subunit assembly; rRNA processing. The record is from RefSeq and is a predicted model, not a curated record. Lineage: Eukaryota; Fungi; Ascomycota; Eurotiomycetes; Onygenales; Ajellomycetaceae.